AUGGAUCUCGACGAUCAGGUCACCGUCAAAGACCGAGUAUGCCAGAUUACAUGGGGAUGGUACUCGAUGUCCAUGGCGACUGGAGGCAUCGCCGUCCUGCUCUACCGAACACCUCACCAAUUCACCGGUCUGGAAAUCAUCGGCAAAAUCAUUUAUAUCUUCAACCUGUUCUUCUUUCUCGCAGUGACAGCAUGCAUGAUUCUCCGCUUCCUCUCCAGACCCAAGGCUCUCAAAGAAUCCUUUCAAAGUGGCACUGAAACCUAUUUCGCACCAACAUGCCUUCUGUCGAUCGCGACAAUAAUCCUCGGAGCAGAAAGCUAUGGAAGUGAUUCCUGUGGUCCUUGGCUGCAGGUCGCCUUACGAAUCAUCUUCUGGAUCUAUGUCGCAUGUUCCAUCCUCCUGGCAAUAUUCCACAACUGGUAUCUAUACCAUCUAGCCAUGGCAAAGAAACAACCCUUCCCAAUCGUGCAACUUCUGCCGUCUUUUCCAGCCAUGCUCUCUGGUACCAUCGCAUCCUCGAUUGCGGCCAAUCAACCCCGAGACCAAGCCCUACCGAUCCUCAUCGGUGGCGUGACAUUGCAAGGCUUUGGCUUUAUCAUGUCUCUACUCAUCUACGGAGAAUAUCAGUACUUCCUUGCCAAACACGGUCUACCAGAACGAGCAAAACGACCCCAAAUGUUCAUUGCUGUCGGUCCGUGGAGUUUCACUGCUCUUGCGCUGAUUGGAAUGGCAAAGGAAGCAGUUGAAGUUUUCCCUUCGCGAUAUAUCAUUUCUUACGCCGAUUCUACCUCUACUGAAAACGUCACUCUCAGCACUGGUGAUAUUGCAAUGGUGAUGGCAUCUUUCGUCGCUAUCUUUGUUUGGACCAUGGCCUUCUUUCACUUCUGUAUUGCUCUUGUGAGUGUUUUGGCAUCUGCUAGAAUAUUUGGAGGUGAGGGAGCGCCUCCCAUGUCGGUUGCCUAUUGGGCCAUGGUGUUCCCCAACACAGGUUUUGUUAUAGCGACGAUUAGCAUUGGGCAGGUGUUGCAGUCCGAAGGUAUUCUUUGGGUUUGCUCAGUUAUGACGGUAAUGCAAGUCGCAAUGUGGUUAGGGGUGGGCGCUGCCACUAUAUUUGCAGUUGCGAGGCGGCGAAUGUUAUGGCCAGAAGAUGUCAAGAGAAGUGCCUAG
Penicillium nucicola is the source of this 1167-nucleotide messenger RNA. RefSeq names its product tellurite-resistance/dicarboxylate transporter family protein. Gene Ontology annotation, biological process: malate transmembrane transport. Bases 1 to 1167 code for a protein of 388 amino acids. Gene Ontology annotation, molecular function: malate transmembrane transporter activity. The transcript has a single exon. The record is from RefSeq and is a predicted model, not a curated record. Gene Ontology annotation, cellular component: membrane. NCBI's taxonomy places the organism in Eukaryota, Fungi, Ascomycota, Eurotiomycetes, Eurotiales, Aspergillaceae.